Rhagoletis pomonella (apple maggot) is the source of this 2343-nucleotide messenger RNA. It is a transcript of the gene Lim1, whose product is annotated as LIM/homeobox protein Lhx1. Gene Ontology annotation, biological process: regulation of transcription by RNA polymerase II; neuron differentiation. The coding region runs from base 806 to 2245 and encodes 479 amino acids. The record is from RefSeq and is a predicted model, not a curated record. Gene Ontology annotation, molecular function: RNA polymerase II transcription regulatory region sequence-specific DNA binding; DNA-binding transcription factor activity, RNA polymerase II-specific. The transcript is spliced from 8 exons. Gene Ontology annotation, cellular component: nucleus. NCBI's taxonomy places the organism in Eukaryota, Metazoa, Arthropoda, Insecta, Diptera, Tephritidae.
CGUUCGCGUUGUACGCUCGUUGGUCUGGUUUGGCGUGUGCCUGAUGCUGAUUAUUGACGUGCGCCACCAAACGAUUUUCUCAAAUACGGUACGUUGAGUCGCGCAAAAUAUAUACAAAGCUUUCGGCUGCUUGGAAUAAUACCGCGCGCGUUUGAUAUAAGGUGAAGAAGAAGCAGCAGCAAAUUGAAAAGUGAAAACGGCGUUUGCUGGGUUCAUCGCCUAAAAGUAGGCUAAUAAUUGUGUGCAUUUACGUGCAUUAGCGCGUCAACGCGCGCACGCUUACGCGGCGGACGCGCCAAGGGCCACGCACACAAACGUUGAGCCGUCGCCUCAACGAAAUUCAUUACAAUUCGCGUGCGCUCCAACUGCUGCGCCUACAUACAUACGUACAUAUGUAAGUGUCAAAAUGUGUAGUGUGUGAGUUUCUUAGUUUUCAAAGUGUUUAAGUGCAUUGCCGACGGCUACAAUUAAAGCAACGGCAGUUAAGCUUAGCAUAACGAGGACGACGACGGCUGCAGAGCAAGUGACAACUGCAUCACAGCAACAAAAACAACAACUAAAACAAUUGGAAUAUCAACUACAAGAACAACAACAACAACAACAACAACAACAACAACAACAACAUCAACAAUCUGAAAAGCAAUCGCACGGCAAUUUGCCUUGCCACGGCGGCGGCGUGUUAAGCGAAAGCUACAAAAUUCUAACCGAAUUAUCGAAAACGCCCCUUAGGGCUGUCGCGCUGGCGUCAUUUCUGGGCGACGGUUUCGCCGCGCUCGGUUCAAGAACACCAUCGGUUAAGGAUCUAAUGGCGUUCGGAUCGGUUUUACAUAAUAAUCAACAUAAUAUCGGACGCAGUGAACCGCCCGUUGGUGUUGGUGAUCCGUGUGCGGGUUGCAAUAAACCAAUAUUAGAUAAAUUUUUAUUAAAUGUCCUCGAACGCGGAUGGCAUGCAUCCUGCGUACGCUGCUGUGAAUGCCUUCAACCGUUAACGGAAAAAUGCUUUAGUAGAGAAUCGAAAUUAUAUUGUAGGAAUGAUUUUUUUAGGCGUUACGGCACAAAAUGCAGUGGCUGCGGUCAAGGCAUCGCUCCCUCCGAUCUCGUACGUAAGCCGCGCGACAAAGUAUUCCACCUCAAUUGCUUUACGUGUUGCAUCUGCCGCAAACAGCUCAGUACUGGUGAACAACUUUAUGUGCUGGACGACAAUAAAUUCAUCUGCAAAGACGAUUAUCUGCUAGGUAAAACGCCUGGUUGUGGGCAUAAUUCACUGAGCGAUUCAUUAAUGGGUUCCGCGAGCGAAGACGAAGACGACGAUGAUCCGCCACAUUUGCGCGGGCCACCGCUCGGCUUGGGCGUAUUAGGACCAAAUGGCCCAGACUCUGCGGGUGGACCGUUGGGAGCAUCCGAUAUCUCAGUACAAAGUAUGAGCACGGAUAGUAAAAACACGCAUGACGAUUCCGAUCAGGGUUCCUUAGAUGGCGAUCCUGAUGGCCGUGGUGAUUCACAAGCGGAGAAUAAGAGUCCUGACGAUGCGAACGGUUCGAAGCGACGCGGCCCGCGAACGACGAUAAAAGCCAAACAAUUGGAAGUACUGAAAACGGCAUUUAAUCAAACACCGAAACCGACACGGCACAUUAGGGAACAAUUGGCCAAGGAGACGGGGCUGCCAAUGCGUGUGAUACAGGUUUGGUUCCAGAACAAACGUUCCAAGGAGCGUCGCAUGAAGCAAAUCACCAGCAUGGGUCGUCCACCGUUCUUUGGCGGCGCGCGUAAAAUGCGCGGCUUUCCCAUGAAUCUCUCACCUGGUGGUCUCGACGAUGGUCCUGGUUUCCCUUAUUUCGCGGCUGAUGGCAAAUUUGAAUUUGGUUACGGUGGACCGCCGUUUCAUCCGCACGACGGACCAUUCUUUCCAGGACAUCCGGGCGGACCGAUGCCAUUUAAUACACCAGGCGGUCCCAUGGAUCACAGCGGCCCCAUACCGAUGGUGAAUGAAUUUGGUCUUACGCCCGAAUCGCAAUUUCUCAGUCAAGCUGGUGGUCCACCGAUGAGUAUACAAUCUGCUGGGGGACCACCGCCACCGCCUGAACAUCUACUUGCAGCGCAACAACAAGCACAGCAGCAGCAGCAGCAGCAACAACAACAACAAGCACAACAACCGAAUGGCCCGCGCUCAGCAUCACCAGAAUAUCUGACAGCGGCGAAUUUCAGUGAGCCCUCGAAUAUGCAAAAUGAGGGACUGGUUUGGUAAUAUACAAAACAAUUGGCCAAUCGGCUGCUGCUGCUGAAAACGUUGAGCGCACAACAGCAAAUGCAGCACCAACACCAGCAACAGCAACAGCAACAUCA